AUGGGUGUCCCAGCGCUUUUCCGAUGGCUCUCUAACAAAUAUCCCAAGAUCAUCUCCCCGGUGAUCGAGGAACGGCCUCAAGAAGUGAAUGGAGAAGAAGUUCCGGUCGAUACCACGAGGCCGAACCCCAAUGGCGAAGAAAUGGAUAACCUCUAUCUGGACAUGAACGGCAUUGUCCAUCCUUGCACUCAUCCUGAGGGCAGGCCCCCGCCAGCUAAUGAGCAGGAAAUGAUGUUGGAGAUCUUCAAGUAUACCGAUCGGGUCGUCAACAUGGUCCGCCCGAGAAAGCUUCUCAUGAUCGCCAUUGAUGGUGUCGCUCCGAGAGCCAAGAUGAAUCAACAGCGUGCCCGUCGAUUCCGUUCCGCCCAGGAAGCUCGUGAGAAUGACGAAAAGAAGGAAGAGCUCCAAAAGAUGCUGGCCAAGCAGCAAGGCAAGAAAUCCAGCGACCAGGCCAUUCAGGAAGAGGUUGUUCAGAAGACAUGGGACAGCAAUGUCAUUACUCCCGGAACGCCGUUCAUGGACAUUCUUGCUGCUUCGUUGCGCUAUUGGAUCGCUUAUAAGCUCAACACUGACCCAGCUUGGGAGAAGCUGAAAAUCAUUAUUUCCGAUGCGACGGUUCCCGGAGAGGGAGAACAUAAGAUCAUGGAGUUUGUUCGUUCUCAGCGCGCAUCACCAGAGCAUGACCCUAACACCCGUCACGUAAUUUAUGGUCUUGAUGCCGAUCUUAUCAUGUUGGGUCUCGCAACCCAUGAGCCCCACUUCCGAGUUCUCCGUGAAGACGUUUUCUUCCAGGAGUCAAAGCCUCGGACAUGCAAGCUGUGCGGCCAGCCGGGACAUAAAGCCGAGGAAUGUACCGGUCGUGCCAAGGAGAAGAGCGGAGAGUUCGACGAGAAGCAACAUGCAUCUCCCCUAAAACCUUUUAUCUGGCUCCACGUUUCUGUUUUGCGAGAGUAUCUGGCUGUGGAGAUGCGAGUCCCCCAGCAGCCCUUCCCGUUUGACCUUGAAAGAGCUUUGGAUGACUGGGUGUUCAUGUGUUUCUUUGUUGGAAACGAUUUCCUUCCUCAUCUUCCUUCUCUAGACAUCCGCGAAAACGGCAUUGAUACAUUAAUUGCUAUCUGGCGCGAUAAUCUUCCAGCCAUGGGCGGUUAUCUGACAGAAGAUGGUCAUGUCGCUUUCCAGCGGGCCCAGCUUAUCUUGCAGGGCUUAGCCAAGCAAGAGGAUGCUAUUUUUCGACGCCGGAGACAAGCGGAAGAACGAAAGGCAGCAAACGAUAAGAGAAGGAAGGAGCAAGAACAAGCCCGCAAUGAAGAGCGGGCCAGAAAGCGCAGGCGGAGCUCUCCGACUUACGACUCUCCCAGCAAUAACCGGUCUCAGGCUGGUGGUGCCGAUGCCCCCCCUUUGGCCGCCGUUGAAUUAAUUACGCCUGGUCGUGGGCAUCUUUCCAAGGAGACACGAGAACUGACUCACAGCAUGGUUACUAGCCGUGGAGCUGUAUAUCGUGCUAACAUGGAAAAUAAGAGUGCCGCCGCUGUGCUCAAGAGCAAACUUAUGAAGGGCUCGGGAGAGGAGCCGACCGCCGAAGAAGCUUCAACUGGUCCUGAAAAUGAACAGUCAAUGAAUGAUAAUGCAGAGCAAACCUCUCCAUCUGUUCUUGGGAAGAGAAAGGCAGAUGAGAACGGAGGACAGGAGUCAGAAGAAGCCGGCACACCUGGCAGAGACUCACCUGCCGUGCCUCCUCCCAAACCUAAGGAUGACGACCUGCCACCAGAUACCGUCAAGCUCUGGGAACCCGGCUAUGCUGAUCGUUACUACGAGCAGAAGUUCGGGGUGGAUCCUGAGGACCACGAGUUCCGUCACAAGGUUGGCCGAGCUUAUGCCGAAGGUCUCGCCUGGGUUCUGCUUUACUAUUUCCAGGGUUGUCCUUCAUGGGAUUGGUAUUACCCCUACCACUAUGCCCCGUUUGCCGCUGAUUUCGUUGAUAUCGGUGACAUGGAAACCAAGUUUGAGAAGGGCAAACCCUUCAAACCCUUUGAACAACUGAUGGGGGUUCUGCCGGCGUCAUCCAACCACGCACUGCCCGAGAUUUUCCACGAUCUUAUGAGUAACCCGGAGAGCGAAAUUAUUGAUUUUUACCCCGAGGACUUUGCUCUGGAUUUAAAUGGCAAGAAAUUUGCCUGGCAAGGUGUGAUCCUGUUGCCCUUCAUUGAUGAGAAGCGUCUUCUUGCUGCGAUGGAGAAGAAAUACCCUCUCUUGACCGAGGAUGAGCGGAGUCGCAAUACUCAUGGUAAAGAGGUGCUGUUGUUGUCAGAGCAGCAUCCUCUCUAUCAAGACCUUGCUGCGAACUUCUAUUCCAAGAAGCCCGGGCCGCCGCAAUAUAAGUUGAACAUGCGCGUGAGUGACGGUUUAGGGGGUCUAGUGGAACGUUGCGAUACUUAUAUACCUCAUGGGUCCUUGGUUUCUCCACUUGAAGAGUAUGGCAUGCCGAGCCUUGAUGACGACCACUCCCUCACUGUAAACUAUAAGAUCCCGAAAUCUUCUCACAUUCAUAAGUCUAUGCUACUUCGCGGCGUGAAGUUUUCGACCCCGAUGCUCAAUUCGGCCGACAUCCGCGCAGUCCAGGGCCGAGCCCAAACCUCCGGGCGGGCAUUCGGAGGAGCCCCCUUGAAUGGCAGAGGACGAGGCGGACGUAUAGAGUAUUCCUCGGAUCGACCUAAUCCAUUCGCAGCGCACCUUGACCCGCGCUUCAUGUCUGGGCCGCCUGGCGGGAUGCCUGGUUGGGUCCCCCCAGCACCCGGGUCUGGUGACUAUUCUCGGGGGCCCCCUCCCCCGGCCCGUGGCGGCAUGUCCCACCAGUACCCCCCUCACCAGGGCUACCAGGGCCAACAACAUUCUGGUGACUACUAUGGCCAACAGGGUCAACACUACGGACAUCAAAACCGCCGUGGUGGCUAUCAGGAUCAAGGGAGAGGCGGUGGAGGCGGUUACCGGGGAGGCAGAUUCAGAGGCCAAAACCGCGAUCACAACUCUGGUGGACACCACGGUGGUGGCUAUGGUCGAUACUAG
Molecule: messenger RNA, 3063 nt
Organism: Penicillium macrosclerotiorum
Lineage: Eukaryota; Fungi; Ascomycota; Eurotiomycetes; Eurotiales; Aspergillaceae
Gene: rat1
Product: 5'-3' exoribonculease Dhp1
Exons: 5
Coding region: 1-3063 (1020 amino acids)
Biological process (GO): nuclear-transcribed mRNA catabolic process
Cellular component (GO): nucleus
Molecular function (GO): zinc ion binding; RNA binding; 5'-3' RNA exonuclease activity
Source: RefSeq, a predicted model, not a curated record